Parastagonospora nodorum SN15 is the source of this 699-nucleotide messenger RNA. RefSeq lists its product as hypothetical. Gene Ontology annotation, molecular function: hydrolase activity, acting on halide bonds, in C-halide compounds. Lineage: Eukaryota; Fungi; Ascomycota; Dothideomycetes; Pleosporales; Phaeosphaeriaceae. Bases 1 to 699 code for a protein of 232 amino acids. The transcript has 2 exons. The record is from RefSeq and is a predicted model, not a curated record.
AUGACCAUGGACCAUUGGCGUCUGUUCGCUCAGCAAUGGCGCGACAGCUACAAGCAGUUCACGCGACAAUCCGCCGCAGAUCCCGCGAGCUCGUGGGUAUCGAUCGAUGAGCACCAUCUGAGGUCGCUAAGACAUCUUAUCGCUGAAUGGAGGCUUGAGGGACUUUGGGAUGACCAGCAGCUGCGACAGCUCAGCUUGGUCUGGCAUCGUCUGGAGCCAUGGGCUGAUUCGGCAAUGGGCGUUGCACUCCUGAACCGGCUGUUUUACACAUGCACACUCUCCAACGGUAACAUGAGUCUUCUUGGGGACCUUCGCAUGUCAAGUGGUAUCCCAUUCACGCAUAUAUUCUCCGCUGAGCUGUUUGGCACUUACAAGCCAUCGCCCAAGGUCUAUCUCGGAGCUGUUGAGAAGCUCGAUUUGCCUCCUGUGGAAUGUGUCAUGGUUGCAGCUCAUCUGAACGACCUCAAGGCGGCGAAAGGGAACGGGUUGCAGACUGUCUACGUUGAACGACCGGGUGAGGAGGACUGGAGUGAUGACGAAGUGGAGAAGGCAAGGUCAGAGGGCUGGGUCGAUUUAUGGGUGAGCAUCAAGGACGGCAGUAAAGGCUUCAUCACUGUCGCUGAGAAACUCGGUAUUGAUGUUUCGGACGCCUGCGAGACCAAGAGGUUGAGCUCCUCGGCCCCGACAGGCAUCUCGUAG